UGUGUGAAAAGGUGGUGUUUGUGGUUUGUGCAUAUAUGUGCAUUAUAGUAUUUAAACCUGUGUUCCUCUGUGAGAAGAGCUCAGUGUCUCUGAUGCACCAUGGCUCUCCCCCAACUGGUUCUGCUCACCUCUCUCCUGUCUCAGAUAGGACACUGUGCUUAUGUUAACAUGGGCAUAGUGAAUGGCUCGGUGGCUAAAGCUCAUUCCAGACCCUACAUGGUUUCUGUUCAAAAAGAUGGAAAACAUACAUGCGGGGGCUUCCUUGUGUCUGAGAACUUUGUCAUGACGGCUGCACACUGCUGGAAUCCAGGAACAAAACUAUCUGUUGUAUUGGGUGUUCAUGAUCUAAAAAAGGACCGGUCAGCUUUGACACGUACAGAGGUGAAGCUUUACCACAUCCACCCGAUGUAUGACUCUGAGAAUCUGCUUGGUGAUAUCAUGCUGCUGCAGUUAAACAAAACCAUCAAAAAGACAAAGGAUAUCAGUUGGAUUACGAUACCAAAAAAACAGAAUCAGGAUGUUAAAGCCAACCAGGUUUGCAGCAUAGCAGGCUGGGGGAAACAAUCUGACAACGGUAGAUCAAGUGAUCGUCUCAUGGAAGCCGAUGUCACUGUUAUGGACACACAGAUCUGUGAGAAACAAUGGGGAGAGCCUUUCUCUGUCUCCAGUGUGGUGUGCUCUAAGAGUCGUGGAGGGUUUUGUCAGGGAGACUCUGGAGGUCCUUUGGUGUGUAAGAACACAGCCGUCGGUAUUGUUUCAUUCUAUGAGGACGGAAAGUGCAAAACACCACGGUUGCCCUACGUUUACACCAAAAUUUCCAAAUAUCUGCCUUGGAUAAAUUGUAUUUUGGGACGAAAAGAGUGAGCACUUAGCUAUUAUUUCAUAUGCUGUGUUUAAGCCCCUCCCCUUUUUUCAUGAAAAAAAUCUUAAGUCAUUGUGUGGGUUUGUAUUUAUCUCUUGUAUUUGAGGCAGCUACACUCAUAGAGAGUAAAUAUGCGUUUACUCUUAAAAGGCAAUAUACAACAGAGGUGCAGCAAAAGAACCUCACGGAUAAUUUUGUCACAUUGUGCUUAUAUGUCUGCAAAUUACAAUGUCAAAACUAAUAAUAAAUUAAUUCAGUCAUUUUUAAUGUAUUUAU
Messenger RNA from Hemibagrus wyckioides, 1138 nucleotides. RefSeq names its product granzyme B-like. Lineage: Eukaryota; Metazoa; Chordata; Actinopteri; Siluriformes; Bagridae. The transcript has 5 exons. Bases 100 to 864 code for a protein of 254 amino acids. Gene Ontology annotation, molecular function: serine-type endopeptidase activity. The record is from RefSeq and is a predicted model, not a curated record. Gene Ontology annotation, biological process: proteolysis.